This is a messenger RNA of Pyricularia oryzae 70-15, 3741 nucleotides long. RefSeq names its product DNA mismatch repair protein MSH3. Lineage: Eukaryota; Fungi; Ascomycota; Sordariomycetes; Magnaporthales; Pyriculariaceae. The coding region runs from base 160 to 3615 and encodes 1151 amino acids. Gene Ontology annotation, cellular component: nucleus. The record is from RefSeq and is a predicted model, not a curated record. The transcript has a single exon. Gene Ontology annotation, molecular function: mismatched DNA binding; ATP binding; ATP-dependent DNA damage sensor activity. Gene Ontology annotation, biological process: mismatch repair; mitotic recombination.
GCUUCGAGCCUUGGAAACCAUUUUGUGACGAUGCUCAUGAUAGCGGCGAUAAUUUGCUCGACUAUAUUCAGCCCAUAGAAACAGCCGAGAGGCAGCAAAGCAUUCGUUUGCUGACUUAACGCUGCUCGCACUUUUCGUGGAAUUUUUUCUUCUCAUAACAUGGCCGGGCCUUCGGGGGCUGCCCCCAAGAAACAAGCCUCACUCCUCGGCUUCUUCACACCAAAGACGGUCAAUGGCCUAAAGAGACCCACAUCCUCACGACCAGGCACAAGUGAAGAGGACGAGGAGCGGACAGCAGAUUCGUCCCCUUCGUCGCGAGAUAACGUCCGAAAACGACCAUUGGAGCAAGAUCCGGACGCUGGCAACACCCGCCGACCAAGGGCGAGCAAGAGGGCAAAGAACGUUGUCAUCGACGAUGAAGACGACGAGCAUGACAAUGACGAUGACGACGACGACUUCAAGCUAGAUGCCGAGGCCGAGGCCGACCCUGAACCAGUAGUAGCUGCUGAUGACACGGCCGGAGUCUCCCAAUCGUCGUCGAUAUCCGCAAGCAGAGCUGGCCGAUACAUCUAUGAUGAAUCCCAACCAAAGGGACAGGCCAAGACCGAUGAAAACGGUGACGCGCUUGAUGCCGCCACUCUCCGAAAGAAACGAGAACUUCAUGACAAGUUCGUCAAGAAGCUUGGCCAUCCCGAUGCAAUGUCCAGGUGGGGGAAUGCCGGGCGGGGAGAACAGGAGACGGGCGCGCAAGAGGAAGAAGAAGAUGGAGAUGCGGCGGAGGAGGAACCGCCCCCUCCACCCAAGGGCAAGAAAAAGGGGGCCAAAUCGGGAAAAUUGACACCCAUGGAACUUCAAUUCCUAGAAAUCAAGAGGAAGCACAUGGAUACGGUCCUUAUCGUCGAAGUCGGUUACAAGUUUCGCUUCUUUGGCGAGGAUGCCCGUAUCGCCGGCAAGGAGCUGAGCAUCGUGUGCAUCCCUGGCAAGUUCCGCUAUGAUGAGCACCCUUCAGAAGCCCACCUCGACCGCUUUGCCUCGGCCAGCAUACCGGUCCAUCGACUGCCCGUCCACGCCAAGAGACUCGUCGCUGCCGGUCACAAGGUUGGCGUAGUGAGACAGAUAGAGACGGCAGCCCUGAAGAAGGCGGGAGAUAAUCGCAACGCACCGUUUGUGCGCAAACUGUGCGAGGUGUAUACCAAGGGCACCUACAUCGACGAGAUGGGCGAGAUGGAUGCUCAAACCGGAGCCUCAGGGGCACACUCAGGGGGUUACCUGCUGUGCCUCACCGAGACAGCGGCAAAGGGAUCCGGGACAGAUGAAAAAGUCGAUGUUGGCCUAGUAGCAGUGCAGCCCGCCACGGGAGACAUCAUCUACGACAGCUUCGAGGACGGCUUCAUGCGGAGCGAGAUAGAGACUCGACUCCUGCACAUUUCGCCCUGCGAGCUGCUUAUCGUGGGCCAGCUCUCCAAAGCUACCGAGAAACUGGUCAAGCACCUUUCAGGUAGCGCCAGCAAUGUCUUUGGCGAUAGGACGAGGGUAGAAAGGGUGGCCAAGGGCAAGACGACACCGGCAGAGGCCUCCUCACAUGUGACCAAGUUCUACGCUGGGAAGCUGAAGGGCAGUACCCAGGACGACCGAGCUGCCGCAUUGCUAGACAAGGUCUUGAAUCUCCCUGAGCCAGUGACUCUCUGCCUCUCUGCCAUGAUCACGCACUUGACAGAGUUUGGUCUAGAGCACAUCUUUGACUUGACAAAAUACUUCCAGUCUUUCAGCACCCGGUCACACAUGUGUAUCAACGGAACAACUCUCGAGAGUCUCGAGGUCUACCGUAAUUCGACCGACCACACCGAAAAAGGUAGCUUGCUGUGGGCUCUCGACAAGACUAGAACAAGGUUUGGUCAGAGAAUGCUGAGGAAAUGGCUGGGUCGGCCCCUCCUGGAUAAAGAGCGUUUGGAUGACAGAGUCGCUGCUGUGGAGGAGCUCUUUGAGAACCGCAACGGCCCACAGGUCGAAAAGCUGCAAAAGCUGCUUUCCAGCAUCAAGACCGAUCUCGAGAGGAGUCUUAUCCGUAUCUUUUACGGCAGGUGCACCAGACCUGAGCUCCUCGCCGUUUUGCAGACCCUCCAGAGGAUAGCGGUCGAGUAUAUCGUUGUGAAGGAGCCCAGCCAGACUGGCUUCAAAUCCAACCUUGUUAGCGAGGCUCUGGCUUCGCUUCCUCGGAUUAGGGAGAUCGUGGUCUCGUAUCUGAACAGGAUAAACCCCGACGCUGCCCGCAAAAACGACAAGUACGAGUUCUUCCGCGACGAGAGUGACGAUACUGGGGAUGACGGCGAGGAUGAGAUCACCACCCAGAAGAUGAGCAUCGCCGCCGUCGAGCAGGAGCUAGAUGCGCAUCGAUCAGACGCAGCUGCUACUCUAGGCCGCAAGAAGGCUGUCGACUACGUGACUGUGGCUGGAAUUGAGUACCUGAUUGAAGUCCCCAACACCGAGAUCCGCAAGGUUCCCGCGUCAUGGGCCAAGAUUAGCGGCACAAAGAAGCUCUCCCGCUUCCACACCCCCGAGGUUGUGCGUCUGAUCGCCGAGCGGGACCAACACAAGGAGGCCCUGGCUGCCGCAUGCGAUGCCGCCUUCAAGGCCAUGCUUGCUUCCAUCGCAGACCAAUACCAGCCCCUGCGGGACGCCGUCUCAUCACUUGCAACCUUGGAUUGUCUGCUUUCGUUUGCACAAGUCGCAGCUCUGCCAGGUUACAGCAAGCCUAUCAUCCUCCCAGACUCGCAUCCACCCACCAUCGCCGUGGCAGGCGGCCGUCACCCGAUCGCAGAACACACCCUCCCAAGCGGCUACAUCCCUUUCAGCACGACGCUCUCCUCGCCAGCGCCCCUAGCCCACCUCGUGACCGGUCCCAACAUGGGCGGCAAGUCGUCCUUUGUCCGUGCCCUGGCCCUGCUCGUCCUCCUGGCCCAGGUCGGCUCCUUCGUGCCCGCCGACUCGCUGCGCCUGACCCUCUCGGACGCCAUCUACACCCGCAUGGGCGCCAGCGACAAUCUCUUCGCCGGCGAGUCCACCUUCAUGGUCGAGGUCGGCGAGACGGCCGCCAUCCUGCGCACCGCCACCCCGCGCUCCCUCGUCCUGCUCGACGAGCUCGGCCGCGGCACCAGCACUCACGACGGCGCCGCCAUCGCCCACGCCGUCCUCGACCACGUCGUCCGCAACACCCGCUGCCUCACCCUCUUCAUCACCCACUACCAGAGCCUCGCCCGCGUCGCAGAGGGCCUGGGCACCGGCCUCGUCCGCAACGUCCACAUGCGUUUCACCUCGUCCCGGGACGAUAACGACGACGGAGACAAAGACCAAGACGAUGACGUGGGUGAAAACAUUACUUUUCUCUACGAGGUCGCCGACGGCGUCGCUCAUCGGUCCUACGGUCUCAACGUUGCCCGUCUCGCUAGGAUCCCUCGCAAGAUACUCGAAGUGGCUGCGCGCAAGUCGCGCAAAAUGGAGGAGGACGUCAGGACGAGGAGGCUCAGGAGUGCUACAAAGCUCCUGGAAGCCGUAUGCAGAGGGGAUGGCUCUGAUGACCAGCUGGAACAUUUGCUGUCUAGUAUUGAACAGCUUUGAGGCGAGGAAAUGUGAAAAUGUCACUGCAAUGUCUUGUACUAUACCUCGUCUUGUAAUAAAUCAAAGUCAUGGACAAUGUCUCUACCAAUUUUAAGCCAGUUACUUUAUUAUAUCGUGAAACUAUGG